AUGGAAGAUCUGCUUAUUCCCCACUCUUCAGCGAGCAAGUCAUUUGCUUCUACCCUGGAAGAUUAAUAUUUUUUAUAUUAAAAGUUUUUUCAAAAAAUGGAAUUGAAAAAUGAUUUAAUAUCUAAACUUGCUUUAGGAUGCAAACUCUUUAAAAUUUAAUUGAGUGAACUAGAGAUUAAUUGUAAUCAUUUAUUAUUUAUAUAUUAAAUUCUUUUUAAAAAAUUAUAUUACAAAAAAUCGUCAUUUUUUAAUGAUUUUGCUUACUAUCGGAAACGGGGAGUUAGCAGCCUCUCAAUUUAUAAUAAAGUUGGAUAUGUUUAUAACCCAGCACUACUUCAGCAUAGAGACAAUCGUAACUUCUAAAAAGCAUAUGAAGAGCAUGUCGAGAAGCCUGAUCGCAUUGAAGCCGUGCAUUCAAAUUUAGAUGCUGAAGGAGUGUUGCCAAAAUUAAUAAGCAUUCCUGCUACUGAAGCUCCGCAAGAAGAAAUCAACAAAGUCCACUCAAGUGUUCACUGCGAAAAAAUGCAAAGCAUCAUCUUGCAGCCUGGGAAGGAAAACAAAAAAGCAAAAUAUUCUCUUAAUCCUGACUGUUACAAUAACUUUUAUACAUAUGAGUGCGCUCAUUUGGCUUGUGGAGGCAUGCUUAACGCAGUUAAAGAAGUCGCCAGUGGAAACAUUAGCUCAGCUUUUGCAAACAUCAGACCCCCAGGACACCAUGCAAAAAUUGAUGAUGUAGGUGGCUUUUGCUUUAUCAACAAUGUGGCUGUUGCAGCUAAGCACGCUAUUUCAAGUUUGGGUAUUAGAAAAGUAUUUAUCUUGGACUGGGAUGUACACCAUGGAAAUGGAACACAAGAUAUUUUUAAAGCAGACCCGAAUGUGCUUGCAGUCAGUCUUCAUCGCUACGACAAUGGAGACUUCUGGCCUGUAAAUUUUAUUUAGAAUGAAGCAACUUCUGCAGAGACAUUUAUUGGGGUUGAAGAAGGAAGAGGAUUUAAUAUCAAUGUCGCAUGAAAUACAGAAAAUGGCGCUAAGAAAUCACAGUUUGGAGAUAAUGAAUAUAAGUAUGCGUUUGAUAAUUUGAUAUUCCCUGUUGCAAAAGAGUUUGAUCCUGACUUAGUUCUAAUAGCGUGUGGAUUUGAUGCAAUGAGGAAUGAUCCAUUAGGUAAAAUGGCAUUGUCACCAGAAAUCUAUGGCUAUAUGACAAAUAAAGUCAUGGAACUAGCAGGAGGAAAAGUAGUUGCUGCGUUGGAAGGGGGAUAUAACUUAAAAAAUCUUAGGGCUGGUAGCAAAGCUGUUGUUUCUGCUUUGCUUGGUGAAGAAGUGAAGUCUUCAGGAUAUGAUGAGUGCUGUGAUUUGGCUAAGCAAUGUGUAGAAGCAUCUAUGAAAUCCGUUAACGAGUACUGGACAUUAAACUAG
Messenger RNA from Blepharisma stoltei, 1416 nucleotides. NCBI's taxonomy places the organism in Eukaryota, Ciliophora, Heterotrichea, Heterotrichida, Blepharismidae. The record is from the annotation of a GenBank genome assembly.